UUUUGUUUCUAUCUAUUGGUCCUGCGGUGAGUGAAUCUUUAAGAUGGCCCAAUACAAUCUAGUCACGCAUUGAGAUUUGUUUUAUAGACGAGUCGCAAUUUUACAAUGUUUGUUGCUUUGGCGAAAAACAUGGCGGAGGCAGACCGACCAGGGAAACUCUUCAUCGGUGGCCUCAACACUGAAACGACCGAGAAGGUCCUUGAAGCAUAUUUCAGCAAAUUCGGCAGAAUAGCAGAAGUUCUUUUGAUGAAGGAUCGAGAAACGAACAAAUCCAGAGGUUUCGCUUUUGUAACCUAUGAGAAUCCUGGCGAUGCUAAAGAUGCUGCAAGGGAAAUGAAUGGCAAGCCCCUUGAUGGAAAGCCUAUUAAAGUGGAACAGGCCACAAAGCCCCAGUUUGAGUCUUCAGGACGUCGUGGUCCACCACCAGUUAGUCCAAGAAGUCGAGGUCCUUCCAGAGGCCCACGUGGGUCCAGAGGAGCACCAAGUGGAAUGCGAGGACCACCUAGCAGAGAACCCUUUUUUAAAGGUAUGUCAUCCAGAGGUCCACCCCCACAGAAGAGAGGACCCCCUGUACGAAAUGGAGGGCCCCCACCCAAGAGAUCUGCACCCUCGGGGCCAAUGGGCAGACGUGACUUUGCACCAAUGUCAAGGGACCGGGACCCAUAUGGUCCCCCUCCCCGCAGGGAUUCACUGAUGUCGAGAAGGGAUGAUGGUCCUUCACUACGUGAUGAUCAUUACAGUACUAAGGACAGUUAUUCCAGCCGCGACUACAUGAGCUCACGUGACUCUAGGGACUACGGCCCCCCUCCACGAGACUACCCAUAUCGCGAGUAUCCAACCCAUUCCAGUUCCAGAGAUGAAUAUGGGUCAGGAUCCAGAGGCUACAGCGAUCGUGAUGGCUAUGGUGGUGGACGAGAGCCCAGAGGUUAUAUGGAGCGCCCCAGUACAGGCUCCUACAGAGAACCCUACGAUGGUUACGGUAACUCGCGCAGCGCCCCACCCUCAAGGGGUCCGCCUCCAUCCUACAGUGGAAGUAGCGGAAGCAGUCGUUAUGACGACUAUGGCAGCAGUUCCCGGGAUGGAUAUGGCAGUCGUGAUGGUUAUCCCAGCAGUCGGAGUGACCCAUACUCCACUAGUCGUGGUGACCGACCGGGUAGGCAGGAGCGGGGACCACUCCCUCCUCUCGAGAGAGGCUAUCCUCCUCGAGAAUACAGCAGCUCAAGCCGCGGAGCACCUCGGGGUGGCGGUCGCGGAGGUGGCCGGGCAGAUAGAGGAAUGGCCCGGAGCCGAUACUAAGAUGAACUUAAAUGGAGAAAUACCAAGCUCUCGUUGAGAUGUUCAAAAGACUCCUAAAAAAAACAACCUUUUAAACUCUGGAUUUCAAGCUUCAGUUUCAAGCUUUACCUGGACUUGUGAAUUUUUUUUCCCCGUACUUUUAAAAUGCAAAGUUUAUUUUCCCAUUGCCCAUCUACCAUUUAAUGGUACCAUUUGCAAAUUUAAGUGAGUGUUCUUUUUUUAUUUGUAUUGUAGUGUUUGUAACUGCUAUGCCCUGAAAUAUGGCUUUCAUUUAACAAUAAAGUGUUUUUAUCAAAGAUUGAGCAACGCUGCUGUUCAAGGAAGUGAGAAAGUAUGAAACCCAUUCAAAUUUGAUAUCAAUUCACUCAGUUGUCCUUGGUGAGCACCCCCAAAUGGCAUUUAAUGAUCAAAUUUAGUUUCUGAUGCAAAAUUCAUGUAGACAUGAUUGUUCAGAUUGUUGAAGUCAGGACAAUGUCACUUUUUUCCCAAACUCUCUAUGGGUGUAGUUUUCCUCAGUGCAAAUGGAUCCUUCAUCGCAAAGCCUAAACAUUGACUGCUUGCAUCGACCAAUCCAAAGACAACCAAAACGCAAGAAACUAUUCAGCACCACAGAUUAAACCUGUCGACAGCUGGUAAGCAAAGCAAACCCUUUUGUUCUGGUAUAAGUGGCGUCUCGGUGUAAUUUGAAGCCUUAAGGUUAGUGUAAUUUUAGUCAAACGCCGUCUUUGUUAACCUGGCUUUACAAAUGCAGUUCGGUUGACUUGAAUGUUUUAAAAUUUCCAACAUGAUUAACCAAACGUCACCUGUCUACAAAGGAGUCUAUGAGCCACUGGAUCGUUGAGUUUAGGAGCACUUAGUCUAAAAAACUUCAGAUUUCAACUGUUGCAAAGGAGAAAAUGUCUGGAUUUUACCCCUUCGUCACAUUUUAAAUGCAAAAAAAUGCCCCUUUUUCUUUUAAAGGAUAUUAAGAUGAAUCUCUUCAAAGGAUCUAUAUCUACAGCAAAAUGUAAAGCAAAUCCCCGCAAAACUUCUCAACCUCACAAUGGGACCAUUUUAAAAUUGUAGUAAAUUUCACUUAGUGUUAAAAAAGCCAGAGCUGCUCUCAAAGCAUGCAAAUCCUAAAAAGGAGACCACAUGGAGAAAAGCCGUGCCUUUUCAACAGCCUGGAAAACCGUUCAGAUUGUAUUGAGUUCUUUUUGUAAUACACAACUUUUAAAUGUGUACCCCAAAGUCUGCUAUAACAAUUUGCUGACUGUAACUGUCUUGUUGCAGGAUAAAUGGAGGAAUCAAAGCCUGAUGAUGAUCUUCUUACUUUGCUGGUCAGGACCUGUUGGUCGCAGUGAAUAGGAUGCUUGCGUUACGAAGCAGAUUGUCCGGUUCCGUAGGCAACGACUGUUUCAAGUUCAUGUGGAUGGAGUCAUUGGGAUGCUGCAGAUUUACCAAUGAAUAUUUGACUGCCUUUGUUUUUUACCCCAAUAAACUAAUUUAAUUGAA
Molecule: messenger RNA, 2790 nt
Organism: Paramisgurnus dabryanus
Lineage: Eukaryota; Metazoa; Chordata; Actinopteri; Cypriniformes; Cobitidae
Gene: rbmx
Product: RNA binding motif protein X-linked
Molecular function (GO): RNA binding
Source: RefSeq, a predicted model, not a curated record